This is a messenger RNA of Chironomus riparius, 1248 nucleotides long. Lineage: Eukaryota; Metazoa; Arthropoda; Insecta; Diptera; Chironomidae. The record is from the annotation of a GenBank genome assembly.
AUGAGCAUAGUCGACAAAAAAUUGUCCAAAAGUUUAUUAUUCAAAAUGAGCAAUCCAAAGUAUGAUAAUCGUAAAUACCCAUGUACAGUUUGUCAUAAGAGGUUUAAAGCUAAGAAUCAUCUUGCGGAGCACAUGCCAUUACAUUCAGAUAAAACAAAUUAUAAAUGCGAAAAAUGUCAAAUGGAGUUCAAAGCCCCAGGAACAUGGAGAAGUCACAUGAGGAAAGCUCACGGAUUUGAGUGUCCACAUUGUAGCAAACCAUUCACAACAUUGACUCUCUUAAAGCAGCAUAGAAUGAAGAAACAUAGUGAUUUUAUGAGACAAAAGCUAGAAGAUGAAGUAGGAAUGAUAGAAAAACCAUCCAACAGGAAUGGAUUAGAAGGCAAUAAAAAUCAAUCUGGACAACAAAAGCUGAUAAACUUACCAACAAAAAAGAUCACAAACUCUGCUCCUAUAAGUAUUGUUAAGAAAAUUAUAGCAAAAUCUCGUUUGAAUGUAAAUUCAAAUGCGCAUAGCGCCACAAAUGGAAAGUUUGUGUGUAAGGUAUGUGGACAUAGAUACGCAAUAGCUAGGAGUUUACAAAGACACAUGACCACUGCUCAUAAAGAUCCCUUCAAAUUCAAAUGCACCCGUUGUGAUUAUACAACAAAUCGAUCUGACAACUUUAAAAUGCACAACCAAAGACAUGAAAUAGGAAAAUCAUUAAAAUGUUCAGUGCCGUCAUGCAAGUUUGAAUUUUUCUGUUUAAAAAAUCUUCGAAUUCACAUUCAAAAAGUUCAUAAUAAUGAAGAAAAAAGUUCAAUUGAAACUUUCAUCAAAAAGGAAGAAACAGAUGAUUAUUUGGAUGCUGAUUUAAAUGAGGAAGAGGUUGAGUUAAUGGAAGAAUUGGAUCCGGGACUUGAUGAUGAAAAUGGAGAUAUUGAAGAAAAUGUUGACGAUAGUUUCAAAUUUCAAAAUAAAUCAUUUUUAAAUUCCACAGAGAAGUCAACACAACACGGAAGUUUUCAAGCAAGUCAACCUAUUAAAAAAUUAACUCAGCUCAAAAUUUCGACAAGUUUUUCACUAAAUUCUAAGAAAAAAGAGGAAGAUUCAACAAAAAUAAAAGCUACUAAACCAAAAUCGACAAGUAGCUCAGUCAGCUACGAGUGCUGUGAAUGUAAAAUUGAUUUUCCUGACAACACUGAAUUAUGGGAUCAUUUGCUAGCUAUCCAUUAUCAUAAAAUGAAGAAUAAUGUGAAAAAGACAUAG